Phytophthora infestans T30-4 is the source of this 1191-nucleotide messenger RNA. RefSeq lists its product as uncharacterized. The coding region runs from base 1 to 1191 and encodes 396 amino acids. The record is from RefSeq and is a predicted model, not a curated record. NCBI's taxonomy places the organism in Eukaryota, Oomycota, Peronosporomycetes, Peronosporales, Peronosporaceae. Gene Ontology annotation, molecular function: 2-oxoglutarate-dependent dioxygenase activity. The transcript is spliced from 5 exons.
AUGGAGGAUGCACACGAUGCGGUGUUAAUCGAAGGCUUCGUAGGUCAGUGCGUGGAACCGACGCAAUUGCCGAAGUUCACACCUGAAUCUAUCCACCUGCUGGAUUCCUAUGCGUUGCACCGUGAUACCGUGGUAGAAAUUGCUUGCAAAGAGCGGUCGAGUGGCUGCUACGCCGGCAACGAGAAAAACAGACAGAGCGUGGAGCUCAAAUUUGGGGACUUCGUGGAUUAUUAUCAAGCAUCGUUCACUAAAGCGUCACAUUGGCUGCAAACGGUGGAUGGCCUUGAUUUUUAUCUGGCACAGUGCCCCAUUGCAGUGUUCAAGCCUGCUGCAACGUGCACCGAAGCGAUUCUACCAGAAAUUAUGAACGAUUUCCUCUUACCAACGUGUCUUCAAGACAAGCCGGUCACGCAAGUAAAUUUGUGGAUGACUGUGCGACCGGGCCGGACAACGCUACACUACGACGCGUACCAUAACAUCCUGGUAGUUUUGUACGGAAAGAAGACUGUCACGCUGUACCCUCCGUCAGAAACGGAGAAGCUGUAUCCAUUUCCAGUGCAUACCAAGUCUGUAAAUCACAGCCAAGUCAACAUCGUGCAACCCGACCUCGAGAAACACCCGCGAUUUCCCGAGGCAGCGGCUCAACGAUUCGAGGUUGCGGCAGGAGACGCACUUGUGAUUCCCGAGGGUUGGUGGCAUCAGGUGGACUCUGACGAAUUCACAAUUGCAGUCAACUACUGGUGGAAUGGCGUACGAGAACAACUCGUCGCAAAUAAGCGUAUGGUGCCUUACUAUACCCGUGUUAUGCUUGAGGAACUGGUCAAGCAGCAAUGCGAGGCCCGUCUACUAGCCUUGCACAAUGCGGUGGCAGCUUUUCUUGCGACUAACGACCAAGCAGAUCGUGAGCGGGUGUUGAUGUCGCUGGACAGCAAGGACUUCGUGAAGACGCAGCAGAUUCUAGCAACUGAUCAUGUAGAAGAGUGGCGGAGACUGCUAGCGAAUGCAAGUGUUGAUGUGGUGGCGAUCUUGACCAAGUGCUGGGAGAAUGAUGAUCUGGGGCCUGAUUUCCUUGGCGUGGUGUUUGGUGCUCUUGGAGACGAUGAAGACACGAUUAAGGAACAACUUGUGGCCAAGCAAGCGCAGUUCCGCCAAGACUGUGCCACCCAAUUGUACCAGUCUCUAUUCGACUAG